AUAUAGGUGCAAGCCCUACAGAUUAAAAGCCCAAGAGAAACAGAAGAAUGGACCCUUACCCAAAAUCGCAGAUCAAGAGAUUCAAGACUUCACAAGGGGAAACUGAAAAAGGAGAAAUAAAAAUAAAAUAGAAAUUGAAGCAACGAACCCUCGCGAGAAAUUUCUUCAUUCUUUCAGAGGUUCCUAAACGGGGAAAAGGGGAAAUUUUGAUUUUGAGAGCAAAUUUUCCCGGAAAAAUUGAAGGAGAUGCGAUUCUGGCGGUGUGGAUGGCCGUCCGAUGAGAGAUCGGCGAAGGAGGAUCAUCACUGUUGAUGGGAUUUGUCGAGUUACAAAUGACUUGGCAGCCGAGUCUACUCAGUGAAAAACGAAAGAAAGGCCCUCCUUUAGGCUUAAGAAACCUCGGCAACUCGUGUUACCUCAACAGCGUUCUUCAGUGUCUCACCUACACUCCACCGCUCGCCAAUUUCUGCCUCCGCUCCCAACACUCCUCCUCCUGCGACGCCUCCGCCUCCAAAAAGCCCCGCGACUGCCCUUUCUGUAUCCUUGAAGCCUGGAUUACACGCUCCUUAACCCUCGAUCUCACCCUUGACGCGCCUUCCAAGAUCCAAAGCUGUAUCAAAAUAUUCGCCGAGCACUUCCGCUUCGGCCGACAAGAGGAUGCCCACGAGUUCUUGAGGUACGUCAUCGAUGCUUGCCAUAAUACCUGUCUUCGUUUGAAGAAAUUGCGGCGACAGGGAAGUGAAGGAGGAGGAGAAGCAGUGAACGGCAAUACCGUAGUUAAGGAGAUCUUUGGGGGUGCUUUGCAAAGUCAGGUUAAGUGUUUGGGGUGUGGUGCGGAGUCAAAUAAAGUUGAUGAGAUUAUGGAUAUUAGUCUUGAUAUUUUGAAUAGUGGUUCACUUAAAGAAGCUAUGCAUAAGUUUUUUCAGCCUGAGGUUUUGGAUGGAAAUAAUAAGUACAAGUGUGACAAUUGUAAGAAAUUGGUGGCAGCAAGGAAGCAGCUGUCCAUACGUCAAGCGCCAAAUAUCCUUGUUAUUCAACUGAAGAGAUUUGAGGGAAUACUUGGUGCGAAGAUUGAUAGGCUCAUUACGUUUGAAGAAGUUUUGGUUCUUUCAAGCUUUAUGUCCAAAGCAAGCCAGGAUCCACAGCCAGUGUAUAACCUAUUUGGUACUAUUGUGCACUCAGGGUACUCACCAGAAUCUGGGCAUUACUAUGCAUAUAUUAAGGAUGCAAUGGGCAGGUGGUAUUGCUGCAAUGACUCCUUUGUCUCACUUUCAAACCUGCAGGAGGUCUUGUCUGAGAAGGUUUAUAUUCUUUUCUUCUCUCGUACUAACCAGAGGCCAGGGUCUUUCGGUACCACAGUUUCUUCCAAUGGAGCUAAACCACGUGAUUCUAAUGGAAGUGAGGCUCCCAAAAUAUUGAAAGCGGUUCAAUUGAAACCAGUCCAAACAAAACUUUGUGUUGAACAAUCUUCACAGAAGGAUAAGGUUGGAAAACCAUCUUCUAACUCACGUGUGAAAUUCAGUAUUUCUGAAAAGUCUGGUCUCAGAAAGCUUUCUGUUACGAGUAACGGAAAAGUUGGCUUACAUAAGACUCAGAACAUUGCCGUGAAUGGAGUUUCAAUGGAUUCAAUUCAAACGAAGAAGAAUGAGAGAGACACUUCAUCAUUGAUGAACAGGAAUGGUACAGACAAAACUAGAAAAGUUGAUGCUGUUGUUAGUGGAAAUGGCCCACAAGUUGCGUUGUCAAAUGGAAAUAAAUUAGAUUCUUUUGUAGUUAAUGGUACCAGGAGCAUGGCAGUCGGAGAGCAGAUUGAUACUGCUCUUAAUGAUGCCUGUGAUAACUCAGGGCAAAAGAAAAAUUCAGAAUGUUCUUUUGCUAUUUCAGGGCCAAAGAGGAAAAUAGAAGAUUCCUAUGAUUUUUCAGGGGCAAAGCGAAAACCAGAAGAUUCUUGUGAUGUCUCAGGGGCAAAGAGAAAAUAUGGAGAUUCCUCUAAUUCCUCAGGACCAAAGAGAAAAUCUGAAGAUUCCUGUAAUUUAUCAGGGCCAAAGAGAAAAUCAGAGGACUCUUCCGAUAACUCAGUUCCAACAACAAAAUUAAAAGACUCUUUUAACUCAGGGGGCAAUGGAAAAUUUAGAGACUCCUGUGAUGUCUCAGGGCUAAAGAAAACAGAAAACUCUGGUGAUUUCUCCAUGCCAGUGGGAAAAUCCUGUAUAUUGCUUUCCCAGGAUGAUCAAUCUCGUGCAAAAGUUGAAAAUAUGAAGGAAAUGCUGAAAAACAAAGCUUCUUCAGUUUUGCGAUCAUCUGGCUGGUACGUUGAUGUUUACAAUUUCAUGUAUUCGAGGAAGCAGUCAUAUGCACUGGAGACUGGAAGCACUCUGAGUGACAAUGAUUUGGAGAAGAAGCUGAUUGCAGAUGCGAAGCCAACCUUUAUUCCACAAAUUCCUGAGUCACUGAAAGAGGAAUUAAUUAAACGUCUCCAGUCUUUCAGCCAAACGAAACAAGAAUCUCCGGAUCCUUGAUCGGCAUCGCUGUCCUGUUGCGCGAAAACCUGGUGUAUAAUCUGUACUAGUAAUCAGUAUUGUAGCGAAAGACCAUUAUCAGGCGAAUGUCAGUCCUCUCUAGCAACUUCCAGCAAUAUUACCGGAAAUUUGCCUGUCGUGUUUCUCGAUGCCCUAUGAAUGAUUUUGCAAUGAAGCGCGGAGUUCAGAUAUUGUUGAGAGAUUCGAUCUUUGAGGGUUCGAAGUAAUUUUUUUUUUUUAAAUUUUCCGGCAAAGAAGUAAGGAUCUUAAUUCAUUUUGUAAGAUAUGCAUUUUUGGAUGAAGUGAUUUAGCAUAAAAAUCCUCAUUUUUUGUUUCUUAUUAUGGAUGCAUAACAAUGCUGUUUCUCCCAUAAAAAACCCGGUGUAAUGAGUUAAAAUCCUCUGAUUAUUGAUGUUUCCUUCUUUCACAUGACCUGCUUUUUUACCUGUUCAAGCCGGAUGCAUGGUUUUGAAUUUUAUUUUAUUAAUAAAAUGAUAUUUUCUGAAUUCAA
This is a messenger RNA of Gossypium arboreum, 3030 nucleotides long. RefSeq names its product ubiquitin carboxyl-terminal hydrolase 25-like. The record is from RefSeq and is a predicted model, not a curated record. Gene Ontology annotation, biological process: protein deubiquitination. Gene Ontology annotation, molecular function: cysteine-type endopeptidase activity; cysteine-type deubiquitinase activity. The transcript has 8 exons. Bases 312 to 2519 code for a protein of 735 amino acids. Gene Ontology annotation, cellular component: nucleus; cytosol. Lineage: Eukaryota; Viridiplantae; Streptophyta; Magnoliopsida; Malvales; Malvaceae.